Alnus glutinosa is the source of this 2351-nucleotide messenger RNA. RefSeq names its product probable inactive receptor kinase At5g67200. Lineage: Eukaryota; Viridiplantae; Streptophyta; Magnoliopsida; Fagales; Betulaceae. Gene Ontology annotation, molecular function: protein kinase activity; ATP binding; protein binding. Gene Ontology annotation, biological process: protein phosphorylation. Bases 172 to 2109 code for a protein of 645 amino acids. The transcript is spliced from 2 exons. The record is from RefSeq and is a predicted model, not a curated record.
CAAGGGCUUCCCCAUUUAUCACGUGACUCUCCACUCUCAGUAGAGAAAGCCAGCUGCUCAGCACCACUGAUUGUCUCUCUCCCGGCAGACUCGGCUCUUCACUCUUUCCUCCACUCUCUCUCACUCCUACACUGACAAGCCCCGCAGCUCAAAAAAAAUGCUGACAACAUAAUGAAGCUGCUCGCUUACCUCUCUAUCCUCGUCGUGGCCGUCCACGGCUGGGCCGCGCAGUCUCCACCUUCGGCAGCGAAUUCCCUCCUGCUGCCGUCCGACGCCGUUUCGCUGCUCUCUUUCAAGUCCAAAGCCGAUCUCGACAACCGCCUCCUCUACUUGCUCAACGAGCGCUUCGACUACUGCCAGUGGCAGGGCGUGAAGUGCGCGCAGGGCCGGGUUGUCCGGUUCGCUGUCCAAGGGUUCGGCCUGCGUGGCACCCUCGCGCCCGACACUCUGACACGGCUCGACCAGCUCCGAGUCCUGAGCCUCCGCAACAACUCACUCUUCGGUCCGAUUCCCGACCUCUCCGGACUCGUUAACCUCAAGUCCCUUCUCUUAGACCGUAACUCCUUCUCUGGCUCUUUCCCUACGUCGAUUCUUCUCCUCCACCGGCUUCUGAUCAUCGAUCUCUCUCACAACAAUGUCACCGGGCCGAUUCCAGCCGGGUUAACGAACUUGGACCGGCUCAGCUCGCUGCGGCUCGAGUCAAACGGGUUCAACGGAACGGUCCCUCCGCUGAACCAGUCCUACCUACGAGUCUUAAACGUGUCGGGGAACAACCUUACCGGGCCAAUACCAUUGACCCCCACUCUUUCGCGCUUUGAUACAUCGUCGUUCCAGUGGAACCCUAGCCUCUGCGGCGAGAUCAUCAACAAAGCCUGCAAUGACUCGCGCUCUCCAUUUUUCGGAUCUCCUGGAAAUGCCACUUCGCCACUCGGCCAAAGCGUGGAGUCCCAAGGCGUGGUUGUGGUUCUUCCUCCGCCGUCUCCGAGGAAGCACAAGAGCAUCGGACUCGUUCUAGGGUUUUCAAUCGGAGUCUCCGUGCUCAUCGCCUCUCUUCUCUGCGUUCUCGGCCUGGUCAAGAAACAGAGCAGCCAUGAAAAAAGCCCUAAAACCCCCGCAACGCCGUCAUUUAACCCCACAACCGAAGAAACUCAACCAGCUCGAGUGGAAUCAAACAGCCACGAGUUAACAUACAAAAGCGACGUCGUUCGAAGCGUGCGGAAGAGUAGGGACUUGAUGUUCUGUGGAGGUGAGGCGGAGCUGUACACGUUGGAGCAACUGAUGAGAGCCUCGGCGGAACUGCUCGGGAGGGGCACGGUGGGGACCACGUACAAGGCGGUGCUGGACAACCGUCUGAUCUUAACGGUGAAGAGGCUGGACGCGAACAAGACCGCGAUCACGAGCGGUCACGUCUUCGAGCGCCACAUGGACGCCGUGAGUGGGCUCCGCCACCCGAACUUGGUCCCCAUCAGAGCUUACUUCCAGGCCAAGGGCGAGAGGCUAGUGAUCUACGACUACCAACCCAAUGGCAGUCUCUUGAAUCUCAUUCACGGUUCGAAAUCAGCCAGAGCAAAGCCUCUCCACUGGACAUCAUGCUUAAAGAUAGCUGAAGAUGUGGCCCAGGGAAUUGCUUACAUCCACCAAGCGUCAAGGUUGAUUCACGGCAACCUGAAGUCCUCAAAUGUUCUCCUUGGAGCUGAGUUUGAGGCCUGUGUCACAGACUAUUGCCUUGCAGUUCUUGCAGACUCUUCUUCUAAUGAAGAUCCCGAUUCUGCAGGCUACAAAGCCCCUGAGACCCGCAGGUCCAGCAGCCAAGCCACUCCCAAGUCUGAUGUCUAUGCCUUUGGCAUCCUCCUUUUGGAGCUUUUGACUGGUAAACAUCCAUCAAAACACCCAUUCCUCGUGCCCAUGGAUGUGCCUAAUUGGGUCAGAGCAAUGAGGGAAGAUGAUGGUUGUGAGGACAACAGACUCGGAAUGCUUACUGAGGUUGCUUGUAUUUGUAGUUUGACAUCCCCAGAACAAAGACCAGCAAUGUGGCAAGUUUUGAAGAUGAUACAGGAGAUCAAGGAGAGCGUGGUGGUAGAAGACAAUGCAUCUCUCGGAUUUUCGUAGUUUUUCUCUGGGUUUACACGAUUGGGGUGCAAAGAAGAUAAUCAAGGUAGUAGGCAAAACCAACUGUAUAUUUCGGAAGGGUAGCUAAGAGCCCCAAACGAAUCAUAAAAGGGAAUUAGUUUGAUCAACUUAUCUAUGGGGCUAAGCUUGAGGAAUUUUACUUGGCCUUUAUACAACCCCCUGCUGUAAUUCUAUAUGGUGGAUAAAUCAUGAUUUUAUAGAAGCUAUUUUUGUUUUUGGCA